AUGUCCUUCGCUGUCCUGCCUCGCGCCAUCAUGUCGCUGUUCCGCAUGCGGCCCUCGGAGCCCGCUCCUGCGGAGAAGGCCGCUGUCGUCCCAGGCGCUCUGCCCGAGGUCGCCUACUUGACCAUCGAGACCCUCUCCGGACCCGACUAUCAGUUUGAUUCCGAGGGCCUGUUCUCCGACGAGGUUCGCGGCAUGCUCCACGAGAACUACGCCAUCCGUCCCCUGGCCAGCGAUGACUUCCACAAAGGCUAUGUCGAGACCCUCUCGCAGCUCACCACUGUCGGCAAUCUGACGGAGGAGCUCUUCCAGGAGCGGUUCGCCCGCCUGAAGCGGUUCAACGAAAUCUACUACUGCAUCGCUAUCGAGGACCUCACCAGCAACAAGAUUGUCGGUCUUGGCACCAUCAUGAUCGAGGACAAGUUCAUUCACGAGGCCGGUCGCGUUGGCCACAUCGAGGACAUUGUUGUCAACGACUGUGCCCGAGGCAAGAACCUUGGCAAGAUUAUCAUCGAGGCCCUGAAGUUCAUCGGCAAGGAAAAGGGAGCCUACAAGACUCUCCUGGCCUGUUCGCAGCACAACAUCGGCUUUUACGCCAAGUGCGGCAUGGCCCAGAAGGAGGUCGUUAUGUCGGUGUACUAUUGA
Polychytrium aggregatum is the source of this 642-nucleotide messenger RNA. RefSeq names its product putative glucosamine-phosphate N-acetyltransferase. Gene Ontology annotation, biological process: UDP-N-acetylglucosamine biosynthetic process. Bases 1 to 642 code for a protein of 213 amino acids. Gene Ontology annotation, molecular function: monosaccharide binding; glucosamine 6-phosphate N-acetyltransferase activity. Lineage: Eukaryota; Fungi; Chytridiomycota; Chytridiomycetes; Polychytriales. Gene Ontology annotation, cellular component: endoplasmic reticulum; Golgi apparatus; endoplasmic reticulum-Golgi intermediate compartment. The record is from RefSeq and is a predicted model, not a curated record. The transcript has 5 exons.